This is a messenger RNA of Parathielavia appendiculata, 500 nucleotides long. RefSeq lists its product as uncharacterized. The transcript is spliced from 2 exons. The coding region runs from base 39 to 389 and encodes 116 amino acids. NCBI's taxonomy places the organism in Eukaryota, Fungi, Ascomycota, Sordariomycetes, Sordariales, Chaetomiaceae. The record is from RefSeq and is a predicted model, not a curated record.
GCUUAUACCAUACGUACGGAGGACCUGGUGGGAGGUUAAUGGCCGUGGGGUCUGGUGGUGUUCCUUUGCUUUGGGUUGAGUCUGCACCAUUCCAUAUUGUGUUGAGUGCAACCUUGGGGAAGGUCUCGGCCGCAGGGUGGGGUCAGUCCAGUCUCCCGGUAUUUCGGUGCGGCCCCGCUACCCAGGUGACACACACCCCACAUUGGUGUCGCUUAAUGUCUGGUGACAUUCUCCGAUGUCUUGGCAUGUUUGGGAGGCCUCCCCGACUCCGCGCCCGAGUAGUGGGAGAACUUCGCAUCUCACAGGCGAGACAGGUUGCCCUAUGCCAUUGGGUCGCCAAUUGCUCACUGCGGAUCGCCCGGGCAGCGUGCAUGGUUGGAAAAUGGUGAAUGGUGGUGGAUGGACGGUGCUCACAUCAUCGUUGAUGACUUUGCUGGUUGGGUACGGACACAGCCGUACGGAUAAGACGUGUUGUGUUGGGCAGUGUUGGAGGAUGAUGC